Scheffersomyces coipomensis is the source of this 6477-nucleotide messenger RNA. RefSeq lists its product as uncharacterized. Gene Ontology annotation, biological process: endocytosis; intracellular protein localization; retrograde transport, endosome to Golgi. The transcript has a single exon. Gene Ontology annotation, cellular component: Golgi apparatus; endocytic vesicle; membrane. NCBI's taxonomy places the organism in Eukaryota, Fungi, Ascomycota, Pichiomycetes, Serinales, Debaryomycetaceae. Bases 1 to 6477 code for a protein of 2158 amino acids. The record is from RefSeq and is a predicted model, not a curated record.
AUGGAUCAGGGUCAAUUCAGUCAGUUGAUAAGUCGAUUCGACAAGUCUGAAGUGUUCGAUUAUCUCACUCAAUUGAAUCGACAAUUGACUUCAACUACCGUAGAUUCUAAUCAAUUACAACUUUAUUUACUGCAAUUAAAUCAAAUCAUUGAAGUCUUUAAUAUUCCUCCUCCAUCCACUAAAAAAUCAAAGAAUAUCGAUCAUGAUGCCACUUCGCCUCAUACUGAAUUGAGGUUGAAAGUUUCUCUUAAUCUUAUUAGACUUUUAUCCAGGAAUUUAACUUCAAUAUUAACUCAUUUACCCACUAAGAUCUAUGAUAUUGCUAAUAACUUAUUGAAUAAUAUCAAUGAGUUACAAUUAUCAUAUCCAAUAUUUGAUGUGUCUGUGAUUGUAUUGAUUGAUUUAUAUGAAAGUUUCCCUAAUUCAUUAGGUUCAUUAACCAAUUAUUCUGUAUCCCAGAUUUAUAAAAUCUUUAAAAAGAAUUCAUCCGUGAAUAAUCAUAAUUUAAUCUAUCUUUUAAAUUCAAUCACUAAGAAUGCUACUAAGAAUGAUAUUGAUGAGAAAUUCCAGGCUAAAUUAUUAAAAGGCAUUAUUAAGAAUAUCAAUACUUUAUCAAUCAAAUACGAUGUUUAUGAACAAGAAUCAAAUACAGCAUCAUCAAGUACGACGUUAUUGAAAAGAAACUAUAUCCUUUGUUUAAAGAAUAUCUUGGUGUUGUCCGUCCAAUCCAAUUAUGAAACUUUAUUAACCCAAUCAGCAUCAUCAUCUGGUUCCAGUUCAAGUUCAAAAUUAAAACCUGAAGUAUUAAUGCAACAACAACAUCAAUAUCAAUUGAAUAUCCUUGCUACUCAUGAAAAAUUGAUUCAAUAUUGUUUAUCCAACUUUAAUCAAGAUAUAAGAGUAGCAGCAGUUGAAUUAUUAGCUCAAUUAUUUAUAAAUUUCAUCCCAACAGGUAAAUUCAAUGCUAUAGAUUAUAUCAUUGAAGAAUUAUAUAUCCUCCCCUUGAGAAAUAAUUAUAGUCCGACUUUAAUGUUUCAAUUGGAUUCAGAUGGGAUCCCAAUUGAUGGUAAGAGAGUAGAUACGAAUUCUGUCCAAGCUCAUGAUUCUGAAUCUAUCAUUCAAGGAAAUAUCAGUAAUCUCUUAAUUCAAACCAGUUUGAUUGAAACUUUGAUUUUAUAUAUGCAAUUGGAACAAUUUCAAAAUCCAGAAUAUUUAUCAUCGAAUUUAACUUUCAUAUUAGAUACUAUAUUAUUAAAAUUCAGACAAAUCAUACCUAAUCAAUUAUUAAAUUCAAAUUGGAAUAAAGUCUUGACUCAAUUCAAAGGGUUAAUCGAUUAUAUCAUUAGAGAAGCAGGUUCAAAUUGUAAUGAUAUCUUAUUGAAUUAUGUUUAUGCCAGGUUUAAUGAUCUUCCCCUCGAUUCAAAUCUUACCGACAAUCAUCAUUCUCAUGAAAAGAAAUCAGGAUUAUUCUCAUUAAAACCAAAGAGUAAUAAACAUAGUUCAAGAAAAGAUGAAAAAGUGGAACCUUAUCGUAAUUCAUUUCAAACUUAUUUAUUAUUACAUAUUGUGGAAUUACUCUUACCAUUUGGAGUUAAUAAUUUAAAUCCAUCAAGUGCAACUACAGCUGAAGAGAAACCAACUACUAUAGAACGAUCAGCUGCACCUCCAAAAGAAGGUGAAAUUGAUAUUCCCGAAGAUCAAGAAUUUGAAGAAAGUUCUAAAUUGGAAAAUUCUUUCAUUAGAGAUAUCUUAUUCAAAUUAAUCAUUAAUGAAAAUUCGUAUAUCAGAAAUUACGCUUUAAAAGCAUUAUUGGUUUACAUUAAGAAUAAUGUAUUUGAAAUUAAUCAAAUCAUCUUACAAAUCUUCAAACUUGUGGAACAAGAAUAUAAACAUAGUGAAGAACAUCAACAGAAAGUCGAAAUCAAAUUGAUUGGAUAUUCAUUAGUGUUAUCGAGUUUAAUCAAACAAACUGAUUGGCAAUUAUUACAAAACACCACCAUUGUCAAAAUUUUAAGUUUUUGUACUCAAAAUUUAAAACACAACAAUAAUAAUAACAGUAGUGGUAAUAAAUUCUUAAAGAGUUCAUCAUGUUGGAUUAUUUUAUCUUCGUUGGUUACUUUCUAUAAUGAAUCUGAAUUUGUGAAAUUAAACUCAUCUCAAUAUUUGAUAUUUUGGAAGAAUCUUUUAACUUCACAAUUCAUAAGUCCAUCAUUUGCCACUAGCAGUGAAUCUCGUCAAAGAAGAGAUAUCAUUGAAGAUUUGAAAUUAAGAAAUUUCAGUCUUGUAUGUCUAUUGAAUUAUUUGAAUUCCGUUGAAUUAACCCCAGAAUCAUUAAAACAAAUUCAAUUCUUAUUAACCAAAUCAUAUAAUUAUUUAUCUUAUUUGGAAAGUAAUCUUGAACUGGUAGGUGGAGUUACCAAUUUCAGUCCAUCAUCAUUCAAUGAUUGUGAAUAUAAUCCAAAUUUGUUAAAUAAUAUUCAUUAUACUUCCACUGCCGGUAUCUCGUUUGAGAAUAUCAUGAUUAGUUUGAUCUUAUAUUCAAAGAAGAUUUUAUUACAAAGUUUCUCCAAACUUAUCCCACUAUUAAAGAAUGAUGUUAAUUCAAAUAUGGUUUUGUUCUUCAUUAAAGUAUUCAGUGAUUCGAAAUUAUUCUCCAGAUCUAAUACUUCUGAUAUAGAAAAGAUUUCCAAAUCAAAGAAGAACAAUGCUGCUGGAUUAAUCAAGGAUUUCGAUUUUGAUAAUAGUGUCCUUGUCUUAAAUGAAGAUUAUAAUUAUGCAUUUGGGGUAACUAGUAAAUUUGAUGAUACGAAAGCUAAUAUUGAUGAAUUAUUAAUUAAAUUCAAAAUCCCUAAAUCUCAUAAAAAUGAAGGAUUAUCACAUUCAGAUAUCUUUACCAAGUCCAUUGUUCAUUUACCAAAAUCAAAGAUUGAAAGUAAAUUACAAAAUGAAUUUCCAAUUUGGAUUGACUUCUUUGAAGAAUUAAUCUUCAAAUCAGUGGAUAAUUCAAUCAAUUAUGAUCCAAACAUAUACUUAACUCAGAAUUAUUCAAGUUAUGAAUCAUUCUCAGCUAACUUAGUCACUUCAAUCAUUGAUCUUUCCAUUGAACUAUUCCAACUUGUGUUUCCUUAUUUAAGUGUUAAGAUUCAAUUCUCAUUAGUGGAACAAUUAAGAAACUCUCUUACUGCUUCAUCUAUUGAUCCACUUCGUUUAAAGGCCAUGCAAGUCAAUAUCACAGUGACAUUACAUGGACUUUUAAAUAACCUUAUCAGAAAGAAAUAUACCUUGGAUAAGGAAGUGGCAUUGGUCAUCAUUGAUAUUUUACAAAGGAUAGAUACUACCAAUGUUAAUUUAUUCGUUCUUAAUUCUGAUUCGAUUGGAUUGGCCAUACAAUUAUUGCCCAAGGCUUUAGUUGGAGAUCAAACCAGUAAAUUCGUGGCUGAUAUAGUCAAUGAUACCAAUCCAUUCAAACGUGGGUUCUCGAUAUUAUCAUUAUCUCAAAUCUUUAAGAGAACUGGGUCUGGGUUUAAUGAGACUUAUAAUAUCAUUUUACAGUUGAUUAAUGAUCCUAAUCCUAUUGUAUACCAUUAUACCAUCCAAGCUUCAGUAAUCUUAUUUGAAAAUAAUUUCGAUAGUACUAAUUUCAUCCCUGGUCUUUUAAAUUUAGUAUAUGAUAACUUCUUAAAAGAUGAUUUUGGUUAUGAUAUCAACCAUACAGCAUUACUUACUUUGAAAUGUAAAUAUAGAUCAAUUGGAUUGGUUACUAGAUUAUUGAAAUUAUUUAUUACUAAUCUUGGUCCCAGUUUAAGAGAAUGGCCUGCUGUUUAUAAAAUCAUGAUUAAAAACUUGAUUAUGUCUACAAGUCAAGGGAUUGGUUCAGCUAGCAUCAGGGAUUAUCUGGAAGUUUACCUGCAUUUACUUAGUUUAUUCCAAGAAUUAAUCAUUUAUGAUGCGCUGUUGAUCGAUGGUGAAGUUCCAUUUUUCACUGAUUUAUUGAAAUUAAUCAUUUCUAAGAACUUGAAGAUUGGAUUAUCAUCAGUUUCACCUACUUCCAUGUUUAAAGAUUGGAUUUUCCCAUUAAGUACCAGUUAUGGUUUAUACAAGGGUGCUUAUGAAUGUUAUGUUGAAUUACUUAAGAUUUUCGGAGUUGAUGUGUUGAAUAAAGAAACUGUCAAUAUGUUAUGGGUAUCAAUGAAUAUGCAACCAUGUUCUGAAUUGAAACAAUUUAUUAAAUUAUGGUUGGAAUCAACUUCUGAUAUGAAUUGGUUUACGAUUUUAAAUUCGUUAUUUAAAUGUUCAUCAAAGAAAUUGAUUGGACCCUUUAUUGAAUUGAAUUAUCAACAGAAAUUAUUACCAUUACUGCAAAGAACUAAGAAGGAAAAAGUAGCUAAAGUUGAUUUCAAAGAUGAAGAAAUUGAAAACAUUGUAGGUGAUAAUGGUGAUGAUAGUGAUAAGAAUGAACCUAUUACUUGGGAAUUUAAAUUAUUCAUUUAUGAUUUAUUGAAUCAUUUAUUAGAGCUAGCUGAAAAGAAUAAUCAAUUAUUAGAUAAAUUAAAGGAAAAGAUUCAAGAUAUAGUUAAAAUCUCCUUUUUAGGAUCUACAUCACCCAUCACCGAAAUUAAAAUUAGAGGUAUUAAUCUUUUAGAUAAGGCGCUUGGAUUAUUUGGUCAUUUGCCUGAUCCAUUAUAUCCCUCCGUUUCAAUCUUAGAACAACAACAAGCUCAAAUUAUUAGUGCUUUGAUUCCAUGUUUUGCUCCUGGUAAUGAUUCUACUGUUAUAGUGAAUGCCAUAAAUGUGUCAUCAAAAUUCAUAAGUUUACCUCGAAUUAAAUUUUAUUCUAAACAAAGAAUCUUAAAAACAUUGAUUUAUUUAUUAGAAGAAAUCUCAUCUAAUAAAUUCUUAAGAUUUUCAUUCUUAGAAGAUAUGAGUGAGUUUGGAAGAAAAUCAAUUCAAUUAUCAAUUUUGAAUUGUUGGGCCUUAGUUAAAAUUGAAUCAUUGGAUGAAGAAUUCAUUGAACCAGAAUUACAAGAAACUUUAGAGAAAUAUAGUAAAUUAUUAAUUUCAUUAUGGAUAUUGGUUCUUCGAGAAUACUCCACAUUAAGAUAUAAUAAUGAUUCAUCAGUUCAAGAACUUGAAAUUUAUCAAAAUUAUUGGAUUAAUUUCAUUGGAGUUUUAAGUAUUGAAUUAGAAAAUAAUGGAGUUGAUAAAUUCUUAGAGAAUGGAUCAAUUGAUUUCUUCUUUGUGUUGUUUAGUUUAUGUGUUGAAUCAUUAAUUAAGAAUAAGAACAUUGGUGAGAUUUUAGUCUCAUUGAAUAGAUUGGUUCAUAAUAGUGAAUUGGUGGAAUUAAUCUUUAAGGAAAGUAUCUUUGAAGAAGUGGUUGAUUUAUUUGAUCGUUUAAUUUUAAUUGAUGAUGAUAUUGAAAUUCAAUGUGCUUUGAUUGAUAUUAUUAAUAUUAUCUUUAAUACUUAUGUUGAUAAUCAUAAAUCAGAUCUUGCUAAUGGAUUUGAUAAAUUAUUUGAACUUGUUAGAGUUGGUAUGCUUCCAUUAUUUGGUAUCUUACCAUUUUUAAGAAGUGAUUUUGAUCCAAGUAAUGAUGCCCAAGUAUACUUGAUUAAACAAGCUGAUAGUGCUCAUAAUUUAUUAGUAUUAAAGAAGGCAUUUUCUAAUUUGAUUGAAAUGACAAGUAGAUUUGAUGAUGUGAUUAAAGUUGAUCUUUAUUCAUGUUUAUUAUAUAUCUUUGCCAAGAUCUAUGAGAAUGCCAAUAAGUUAUUGAUUUCGAUUAUCUUACCAUAUUUAAAAACGAUCGUUACUGAAACUAAAAAGUUUAAUGAAAAGAUUGUUCAAGAUUUUAGUAAUUUGAUUCAUAGUUAUUAUUCAAUCAAUGUGGAAAAUAAUUAUUCAGUGAUUACUACUAUGAUAUUGAUAACAUGUGGAGAUUAUAGAUUGGAUAAUGAUGAAAGUAAAGAAUUGAGUAGUGCAUUGAUUAAAUUAUUAGAAUCUAGUGAUACUAAAUCCACUGGUAUUCAAUGUAUUAAAUCAUUAGUGCAAUAUUCUGCUACUAAUACACCACAAUUAACGGUUAAGUAUUUAAUUGGUGAUUUGAUUAAAUUAUUAGUAGGUGAUGGUGAUCAAGGAAAGAUUGAACCAACAGUGAAAUUAGAAGUAUUAUUAAUGUAUACCAAGAAUGUCAGUGAAGAAUCGAAUUUGAAUGCAUUGUAUUCUAUAUUAAUUCCAUUAUUAGUCAAAUUCAAUGAUAGUUCAAUCAUCUCCAAGACAUAUCUUCAUGAGAGAUUAUUAUUCUUGGUGAAUAAGAAUGCAGCCAGUUUCAAAUUAGUUGUUACUGAUGCCUUAACUGAAACUCAACGAAAGUUAACUGAAGAUUUGAUUAAGUUGGAUAUUAACCAUGAAACAAAUGAUGGUUCAUCCGAUCCAUUUGACAGUAAUGAAGAACAAAUCAAAUUAAAGACAUUUGGUGCUUAG